AUACAACUAAUAAUUUAAUGGGGACAGAGAGAGGGAGAGACGGAGUGAGAGGGGGAGAGACAGAGAGGGAGAUAGAAAGAAAGAAAGAGGAGCUCCGUCCGGACGCCAAUCCCCAACCAACAGGACACCUCCUACUCUCACUACCGCCGGCAGCCCUCCUGCGCGUCCACAGCCAGCCUUAUUUACGCUCGACAUCGGAAAGUAAACCGCACUUUUUGACCCCCCUCUCCUUGUUUUAUUUUGCGAACCUGUGUCGACUGUCCGCAUAUCGUCUCCACAUCGCCUCGACAGCCGAGCUCUCACUGUCGGUUAUCAGCAUUUCUCUCUCUCAGUCAGCCUCUGCCGGCGGUCACAUCCACAGACAGCACUAGCUAAACCGACGUUAAGCUAUUUUUUUCCGCGUCCCUUCGCGAACACACGCACACAGCGAGGGGUUUGUUAGGUCUCGGCGGCGGUUAUUAUCACUACAACUGUGUCCGAGGUGCUGUCGGUGCGUGCUGGCGGGGGCUAACUGUGCUGUACGGCUGCCCGCCUGCCGCUAAAGCGAUUCGGAUGUUGUGGUGCGAACUAAAGCAGAAGUCGCCUUCACUUGUAAGCGACGGACGCGGCUAGCCGCUCACUUUGUGCUAAAUGUCGCUGCUCCUAACGGCUUCGCUCGGCGUUUUUUUCCCUCCUGUUGGACGGAAUUAGCUACCGUUGGGGCUACACGGACACACACACACACACACACACACGCUCUCACACACACACACACACAUUACCGCUUACCAAUGUUCGCCUAUCUCGGUCCAUCUCGCCCGCGUCGUCUCUCGCACAGACCCGCGUUGUUGUUUUUCCGCACCGCCUGUCAGUCCUCCGCGAAGAAUAGCAGGAGAAAGCGUCUUUUUAAACACUGAUUCAUUUUUAUUAUUAUUAUUUUUUUAAAGCGCCGCUGGCUGUCAUGCACACGUAGAGAGAGGUAACAGGAGAGGAGCCGGGAGUUGUUUUGGGGGGGUUUCUUUUUCUUUUCUACCCUGGCCAAACUUGAAGAAGACGCGUUUUCCAGGCGGCGUUUUAUGCUCCCCAGUGCUGAAGUGCUGCGUUUCAGGUGAUAGUGAGCAGAGGUGCUGAGAAUGAUGGAACAUCUCAGCGAGACGUGUUUGGGCAAGGAGAACUCCGAGCUGGUCAACAGCAUGGCAGAGGCCAAGGCCCCGCCGGCCAAGCUGCCCCGGCUGGAGCAGAACGGCAGCCCCCUGGGCCGGGCCAGGCUGGGCAGCACCGGGGCCAAGCUCGCCGGGGUCCCGUACAAGCCCACCAGCCACCUGCUGAAGACCUGCCACAAGAGAGGCAACAUGCUGCCUGUGUUCUGUGUGGUCGAGCACUACGAGAAUCCCAUGGAUUUUGACAGCAAGGAGGAGCACGCCGAGUUCGUCCUGGUGCGCAAGGACAUGCUCUUCAACCAGCUCAUCGAGAUGGCCCUGCUGUCGCUGGGCUACUCCCACAGCUCAGCGGCCCAGGCCAAAGGUAUGAUUCAGGUGGGGAAGUGGAACCCCGUCCCCCUGUCAUACGUGACAGACGCACCGGAUGCUACAGUGGCUGACAUGCUGCAGGACGUCUACCACGUGGUCACGCUUAAGAUCCAGCUGCACAGCCCUGACUGCCGCAGAAAUCUAGCCAGUAACACCUUAAAUUGUUUUGCCGAGCACAACGAGCCAGGAAGUUGUCCUAAGCUGGAGGACCUGCCGCCCGAGCAAUGGAGCCACUCUACAGUAAGAAACGCCCUCAAGGAGUUACUCAAAGACAUGAAUCAGAGCUCUCUGGCUAAAGAAUGUCCCUUAUCACAGAGUAUGAUUUCCUCCAUUGUGAACAGCACUUACUAUGCAAAUGUGUCGGCGGCGAAGUGUCAGGAAUUUGGGCGCUGGUAUAAACAUUUCAAGAAGACAAAAGAUAUGAUGGGCAUGCGCCAACCCUCCCAGCUGGAGGGCUACCUGGGGACGUGUGUCCUCCGUGAGAGCCCGCGUGCCAAUGCACUAGAGAUAGAUGGCCUGUCCGACCUCUCUCCACCCGGCUCUAACCACAACCACAACCACCUGGGCUUCUCGCAGCAGCAGCAGCCCAUCCCGGGAAGCACAGCAGAGCAGACUCCUUCCUCGCCGGUGCCCCCGCUGUCUCACGCUCCACCUCCACACGGCGGCCAGGCUGGUGGCCGACAGCCCCAGCUUCCCGGCCUGCACCACCCGGGCCUGGUGUCCACGCCCAUCAGCCCCCAGCUGGUCAACCAGCAGCUUGUGAUGGCACAGAUCCUCAACCAGCAGUAUGCGGUGAACCGGCUGCUGGCGCAGCAGUCCCUGUCGCAGCAGUACCUCAACCACCCACCUGUCAACCGCAGCUCCCACAACAAGCCCCUGGAGCCACAGGUGGCAUCCAACACGGAGGUGUCCUCAGAGAUUUACCAGUGGGUGAGGGACGAGCUGAAGCGGGCCGGCAUCUCACAGGCCGUCUUCGCCCGCGUGGCCUUCAACAGAACCCAGGGCUUGCUGUCCGAGAUUCUACGCAAGGAGGAGGACCCUAAAACGGCGUCCCAGUCGCUGCUGGUCAACCUGCGCGCCAUGCAGAACUUCCUGCAGCUGCCGGAGGCCGAGCGAGAUCGCAUCUAUCAGGAGGAGAGGGAGCGCAGCCUGACGGCAGCCUCGGCGAUGGGCGCCGCUCCACUCAUCAGCACUCCACCCAGUCGACCUGUACAGCCCCGGAGGGAAGACUCCAACAGCCUAAGGCCCGAGGACUGGAAUCCCCGAAUCCCCGUGGGCAUUUCCCCUGUCAAACCGUCGCCUCUGCCCAGCGAGUGGAACGGCAAAACCGAGAGCUGCAUCCUCAACAUCAACUCCUCCAUCUACGAUGAGAUCCAGCAGGAGAUGAAGAGGGCCAAAGUCUCCCAGGCGCUGUUCGCAAAGGUGGCUGCUUCUAAGAGCCAGGGCUGGCUCUGCGAGCUGCUGCGUUGGAAGGAGGAUCCCUCCCCGGAGAACCGGACGCUGUGGGAGAACCUCUCCAUGAUCCGCCGCUUCCUGAGCCUCCCCCAGGUGGAACGCGACGCCAUCUACGAGCAGGAGAGCAGCGCCGGGCAGCAGCACCACAACGAGCGGCCGUCGCACCUGAUGCACAUCUCCACUGACCAGCUACAGGCUCAGCCACCCCAGUCGCAGCAGCAGCACCAGCCCUCCCUGUCCCUCCAGCAACCCUCCCAACCCCUUUUGUCCCAGCAGCCUUUGCAGCAACAGCAGCCAACCACCGGCCCCCGGUUGCCACCUCGCCAGCCCUCCACCGCCUCUCCGGCCGAGAUGGAGGACGAGGGCAGCCGCCUAGGGAGCAUCAAGUCCCGCACCUGCGGAGGGAAGAUCUCCCUGGAGGCUCUGGGCAUCCUGCAGAGCUUCAUCCAGGACGUAGGCCUGUACCCCGACGAGGAGGCCAUCCACACCCUGUCGGCACAGCUGGACCUGCCCAAGCUCACCAUCAUCAAGUUCUUCCAGAACCAGCGCUUCUAUGUCAAUCACCCAGCCAAGGCGCUCAAGGAGCCCAAUAUCAACAACAACAACAACGGCACCGCAGCCACCGCCAACACCAACACCAGCAGCAGCAGCAGCAGCUCGGCCUUCGAGGAGGAGCUGACGGACUUCAGGGAGAGCGGAGAGCUGCUGAAGGAGCUGGACGAGAGCACGCAGACCAACAGCACCAUCUUCUCCAUCAAGAUGGAAGAACAGCUGGCCCGAGGCGCCGAGGCCCAGUCAGAGUUGGAACACGAGGCCAAGGAGUAGGACCCCCCCCCCACCGUCCAAACGACUUUUCUUUGUGCACACACGCAGACUGAUGACUGUGCUAAACGUAACGCUCCGGCCGACACAGACCCACCACACACGCAAAUACAGAAAAGUAGUGUUUUUAAUCAGUACUGCGCCUGGACUAUAUGAGGAGUGUUUAUAUAUAUCAGUUGCAGACUGACAGGCUAUGUGAAGUGAGUGUUCACACACUGGAGAGCCCAUUUCAGACUCAAGUACUACUUUUUGGAUUUUGUAAAACUUGUAUUAUUCACUGUAAAGACUGAUGCAUCAUUUAAAUAAUCUGCACAAAAAAUUAUUCUAAGUAUGUUGCCGUGGAUAUUUGCUGACUGCACUCUGUCUGUUGUUUUACACUGACUUACUUUAUCUUUUUGAGCUACUGAUUAUAUUUAAAAAGAAAAAAAGUCCCCCUGGAGUUUGCUAGGACUUUGAUAGGUGUUUACGUACGUGAUGUUUAACUGGAUUUUUUAAAAAAAAUAGCAAAUGAAAUCAAGGACCAAGUGGUUGACAAGGCCUUAAUUAUGAGGUAUCGAGUCUGGAGCCUGCUGGCAGAUCAGAUAUUCUUUUAAAAAGCGCAUAAUGUGAUUAUGGAUCACUCCAACCUCUGGAACGCGAUCACCCAGCCCAGGUGAAUCUCCGAGAAUAGCUCAGUCUUUACAUAUUAUUUGUUAGGGAGGAAAUAUAAAUAUAUAUAUAUAGACAUUAUAUUGUAACUGUAAAAAAAAUACAGUCUUAAAGAAACUAUGCCAACAAAUGCCUUGUACUAUACGGCACUGCCGAUGUUAGAUUAUUUUGCAAAACCUUUGUCACUGUAACUUUCUGAAUCGCCACAGUUAGAAAUGUGAAUUACACCAUGUUUAUGUUGUCCAACAUUAUUUAUUUGCAGUUCAUGCAGUGUUUCUGAUGUAAUUACUUUUUUUUUUUUAAGUUUAUGUUGCGUAGAGCUUUUUUAAAAUUCCACCGAUCUUUUUUCUAUUUAUAAAUGUAAUUUCGAUGGGCAGUAAAAACAAAAAGUGUCUUAAACGUUUUAAAUGGAGAAAUGUGCUUUAAAGGUUGCCUAUAAAAAGUGCUGUACGUCAACCAACUCAUGCUACAAGCUUCACAAUUAAUGUUGUAUGCAAUUUUUACUAUCAUGCAAAUAAGCUUAGGUAAAAUGACUAACCUAUAGAACACCUUAGAAAGAAAAACAUAUGCAAUCUGUGUGAAAAUCGAUGUCUGCGAUGUGUCUUCCUUUGGUUAACAAUCCAAUUCAAAAAGCUAUUCCUGUAUAAAUAUUCUGUAUAAAAGUGUUUCAUUUUUUAAUGAGUUUAUUUCAAUGAGAACACCAGUUAUUUUGUUACGACUGACUGUUUUAUAAGUGUUUCUCGGUUCCUUUCUGCAGAAAUGUUCUAACUAGAAGUGGUUAUUGAUUGUUAAUUACACAAUUAAACUGUUUGUAUUGUACCACAGAUUUCUUGGCAUUAACUUGACCAGACUCUUUUGACGCCAGAGUGGGAUUUUCUCCUCUGCGAACGAAAGACGAAACGAUGUGAAUUGUUUUUAAAUCUACUGCUAAGAGAUCAUCGGCUCCAGUUACCGACUCCUUCAGCUGCAGUCACUGAACACGUUAUUUGUAAUAACUGUACAUAUCACAUCUUAUGAAUCAUUGAUUGUUUAUUAUUGUAAAUAUAUUUGAAGUUUGUGCAAGAGCUCGCCGUACAAAAUUGAAAUCAACGUUCUGUCGUGCCUCUUCCUCUCAAACCGACUGUACCUGAGCUCUUCUACUGCUGAGUGUAUCUGAAGCACCUGUGAAAUCUGAAAUAAAUAAAUGUUAGGUGUGAACACCUGUAAUAGCAAAGCCCUCUGCAGGGAGUAAAGAUAUAAAACAGCACAGGUGUCCUUACCUUGCUGUGAACCCCAGGUGAGGCCAGGUGUCUGCACCUUUAGGAAAUUACCCUCACCUGUUAACACCCUGCUAUAUGUGCCAGCCAGCCUUGGCCGGCGUUCCCUUGAUGUUCUGCUCUUUUUUUUCAUGAAUAAAAAGCCAGAGUGUAA
Molecule: messenger RNA, 5843 nt
Organism: Chelmon rostratus (copperband butterflyfish)
Lineage: Eukaryota; Metazoa; Chordata; Actinopteri; Chaetodontiformes; Chaetodontidae
Gene: satb1b
Product: DNA-binding protein SATB1
Exons: 14
Coding region: 1113-3788 (891 amino acids)
Biological process (GO): chromatin remodeling; regulation of transcription by RNA polymerase II
Molecular function (GO): DNA-binding transcription factor activity, RNA polymerase II-specific; RNA polymerase II cis-regulatory region sequence-specific DNA binding
Source: RefSeq, a predicted model, not a curated record